Molecule: messenger RNA, 1837 nt
Organism: Diprion similis
Lineage: Eukaryota; Metazoa; Arthropoda; Insecta; Hymenoptera; Diprionidae
Gene: Gdap1
Product: ganglioside-induced differentiation-associated protein 1
Exons: 2
Coding region: 24-971 (315 amino acids)
Biological process (GO): mitochondrial fusion; mitochondrial fission
Cellular component (GO): mitochondrial outer membrane
Source: RefSeq, a predicted model, not a curated record
UGAUCUUUGACGGCGGUCUGCAGAUGGUGGCAACGACUGAUGAUUCCUCCGGGACGACCGCCUCAUCCCCGGAGGCGAAAGUUCAACUGACUCUCUACUAUCAUCGAUACUCGUUCUACUCCCAAAAGGUUCUCCUGGCGUUGUACGAGAAAAAAUUGGACUUCAAACUUCGCGAGGUUGACAUAACUCGGGGGGAGCAAUACGGAGCCUGGUUUCUGGGGUUGAAUCCACGCGGGGAAGUCCCGGUACUCCAAGACGGUGAUAAAAUAAUACCAGAGUCGGUUCGUAUAAUCGAUUACCUCGAGGAUCAUUUCACCGGUGACAAUGUGCCAUCCCUUGUUCCGUUGGAAGCCUCGAGCAAACAAAAGAUUCUCGAGUUGCGUAAGGUGCUCGAUCAGCUUCCCGGAAAUGUGUUGACCGUUGGCUCGUUUCAUCAUAAAAAAUACGUCGACAAACCGAAGCUGCCGUUCAUUGGACCCGUACGGUGGCUGUUGUCGCGUGCCGAAGAAACCAGCGCUGAAACUCUGCGCAUAAAUGCCGAAAAAAUUCCAGCAGCGCGCGAAGUUCUCCUGAGAAAAGCCGCCGCCCAGGAAAAAACCCACGAAAUCGUUCAGGACAAUGAUAAAUUCAACGACGCCUUGGCCCAGGUUGAAACGGCGCUCGAAAAAGUAGAGGAAGCCUUGAAACCAGGCCCGUGGCUUGGCGGCGAACAGUUUACCGUUGCUGAUGUCUCCCUGGCUGUUUUGUUAGAGAGGAUGUCGGGUCUGGGUUUGGACGGGAGACUUUGGGGCACUAGGACAGAGAUCAAAAAUUAUUACGACAGACUGCAGCAAAGGGAAAGCUUCAAGGCAGCCGUUCCAAGAGGCUGGUUACCCCUGCUCUCUCUGGCUCAAUGGCAAACACCAGCCACUGUAACGGCCGUCUGUUCAGCCGUCAUUGCCGGAUUUUUUUUGUUCAAGAAGAGGCACUGACGCUCUUAUCUCGUUCCGCCAAUCAAUUAAAGAUAUGCAUAAAAUCCGAUAUUUGCGAAUUAGGAAAUAGAGUGACGUUUUAGACGUUUAUGUAUGUGUGUAUAUAUAUAGAUAUGAUAUUAUAAAUAUACUGUGCACAAAGUUCUGUGAUAUUCGUUGAAAACGUUUUGUCAAAGUAUCCUCAGAACUCGAACAAUACAUUUUCCAAUCUUUGCAAUCCUUAGGAAACCCUAUGUCCAACAAUAAUAAUGGUAAUCAUAAUGAAAGCAAUUCGCAGAUUUUAAACAGCUAUAAUCUGAUACCCCUAAUACGUUAACGGAAGAAUUUCAGGACUGUUGCUCCUGGGCAAAUUUUUGUAACCAAUGUUCUACCGAUAAGUGAAACUAAGGCCAUAAGAAGCCGUGUUAGCGAUCAGGUAGCCUCUUUACCGGUAGCAGCAGUUUAACACGAAAUCACAUAAGACACAAAGUUAAUAGGGUUAUCGUCUUUAGUCACCGAUUUAUGCAUCAUCAUUAUUGUCGAUAAAGGUGUAUCGAUAAUGAUAAUAUAAAGUCCGAGUCAUGUCGUAUUUUCUAUUAAUUAUUCAUGAUAGAUGAAUUGCAAAAUGAAAUCACCUACUACAUAUUCUAAAUGGAAAUAAUUCAGAUUGUAUAGAAAACCUAUAGACAUCAGUGAUAAAAUAAAUUUAUUAUUCAAGAAAGAUAGUAUAGAUUUAUUAUAGACUAUCCUUAGUUACCAAACAACUAAAAUAGUUUCGCAUUGCCCAGUACACAUUGGUUAAUUAAUGAAAAUCUGUCUCAUAAUCAGGUUCAGGAAGAUCACGGGGUCGUGAAUUUGUGACAAUAAACAAAAUUAAGAAACGUAUA